Molecule: messenger RNA, 1124 nt
Organism: Exophiala viscosa
Lineage: Eukaryota; Fungi; Ascomycota; Eurotiomycetes; Chaetothyriales; Herpotrichiellaceae
Exons: 2
Coding region: 52-924 (290 amino acids)
Cellular component (GO): mitochondrion; cytoplasm
Source: RefSeq, a predicted model, not a curated record
AUCCACGGUUGUUGACUUCGGCGUCAGGCUAGAAGCUCCAGCACUCACGUCAUGCCAUGGUGGAAUCCAUGGUCAUCAACGACAAAGGGUGACCAGAAGGAUGCGGAGUCGCUUCAGUCAAAAGCUACAAGGGUUUUGAAUUCAACAAGUGAGGCCGUCGGCGAAGCGACCGACUCUGCCCAAAGACGUCUUCAAGAUGCCUCUGCCUCUUCGACAUUCAAAGCCUUCGCUGAACCCCAGACGAUCAUAGCGGCCGCAAUUUUGACCACAGCUUCUCUUGGACUCUACAAAUUCUACAGAUCUUACCUGCGAAGAAUUCCUCAGGCAACAGGCAUUACUGCUGGCUUUCUGCGAAAGAGAAGUCUCGUUGGCAAGGUCACAAGCGUGGGAGAUGGAGACAACUUUAGGUUCUAUCACACGCCUGGUGGCAGACUUGCUGGCUGGGGAUGGUUCCCCGCCAGGCGGGUGCCCAAGGACAAGAAGGAGCUGAAAGACCAAACAAUACACCUUCGCCUGGCUGGAGUCGACGCCCCAGAGCUUGCUCAUUUUGGAAGGCCUUCACAGCCACAUGCGCAAGAGGCGCUGGAUUGGCUCACAGCAUACGUACUGGGCAGACGGGUCCGCGCCUAUGUGUACAAGAUCGAUCAAUACAACAGGGUAGUCGGAACUGCAUAUGUCUGGAGGGGACUUUUCCGGCGGGAUGUUGGUCUACAAAUGCUAAGAGCAGGUUUUGCCACGGUCUACGAAGCGAAGACGGGUGCGGAAUUUGGUAAAGGUCUCGAAGCCAAAUAUCGCAGCGCGGAAUGGUGGGCAAAGACCAAGAGAAAAGGCAUGUGGGCGGGAAGCAGAAAGGACUACGAAAGUCCUCGAGAGUACAAAACCCGAUAUGCUUCGACGCCACCGCCAGAUGAACCCAAAGUAUGAGACACGCGCGAAACUUCUUUAAUUGGGCUUUUAGCGAGGCGCUAUGGAUAUCGCCAUGAGAAUGUUUGAAGAUGCCAAAAGCAAAUGAUCAUUAAAAUGGCCUUGUAGACAGAUGGCUUCAGGACAAGGCUGAAAUCGGUCACGUGAUAGGCAGUCUGAUAUCUAAUCUUCGGCACGUCUUGUAGAUGUCAUGACUUCCU